AUGGUUGGUCUGUUGGCGGGAUCAGAGUCGAGGCACUUGUCGGCGACGGAGAAGACCAACCUGACUUCCUCGGCGCAGGCGGUAGACGGUGCCGUAGCCGCCGGCGCCGAUGACGUCCUUGGUGGAGAGGCCCAUGAGCAUGGCGAGGAAGGACUUGGGGGUCAGCGACUGCGGCAUGGCCAUGGUGGCGGAGCGGAAGAUGACCAUCUUGCCGCCGGCCAGGCUGUUGUCGAUGAUCCUCUUCUUGUGGGCCCAUUUCUUGUAGAGGAGGAAGGAGAUGAGCAUCUUGGAGAGGAGGAAGAGGACGGAGCAGAUGGUGAUGUACAGCGCUACUAA
Messenger RNA from Miscanthus lutarioriparius, 336 nucleotides. Lineage: Eukaryota; Viridiplantae; Streptophyta; Magnoliopsida; Poales; Poaceae. The record is from the annotation of a GenBank genome assembly.